Molecule: messenger RNA, 496 nt
Organism: Staurois parvus
Lineage: Eukaryota; Metazoa; Chordata; Amphibia; Anura; Ranidae
Source: the annotation of a GenBank genome assembly
AGUGUCCGGACUGGAAGGGGUGAAAGUGUCCAGACUGGAACAGGGGGAAAGUGUCCAGACAAGAAGGGGGUGAAAGUGUCCGGACUGGAAGGGGGGGAAAGUGUCUGGACUGGAAGGAGGGGAAAGUGUCCAGACUGGAAGGGGGGGAAAGUGUCCGGACUGGAAGGGGGUGAAAGUGUCCGGACUGGAAGGGGGGAAAGUGUCCGGACUCGAAGGGGUGAAAGUGUCCAGACUGGAAGGGGGUGAAAGUGUCCGGACUGGAAGGAGGUGAAAGUGCCUGGACUGGAAGGGGGUGAAAGUGUCCGGACUGGAAGGGGGGAAAGUGUCCAGACUGGAGGGGGGGAAAGUGUCCGGACUGGAAGGGGGUGAAAGUGUCCGGACUCGAAGGAGGUGAAAGUGCCUGGACUGGAAGGAGGUGAAAGUGUCCGGACUGGAAGUGCUGAAAAUUGGCCUGGGCAGGAAGGGGGUAAAAGUGUCCGGACAGGAAGUGGUUAAA